Messenger RNA from Coregonus sp. 'balchen', 4767 nucleotides. The record is from the annotation of a GenBank genome assembly. Lineage: Eukaryota; Metazoa; Chordata; Actinopteri; Salmoniformes; Salmonidae.
UUUGUUCCAGGCAGGCCGUGGUGAUUUUAUAACGCUGUCGCAUGAGCUCUCUGGUGUUGGAGUAGCUAGUUGAUGUGCGUUUGUGUAAUCUAAUUUCUCAGACUGUACAUUCAACAUGGGGACAGAGAAUGUGGGGAAUGAUGUCGUUUCUAGAGAGAACUUUCAGCCAUGUGCCGAAGACAUACAGAGAUGGAUGGCCAAUGCCUUUGACAUGGUUGGUUUGGCAUAGGCCAUAGGUGCAGGACCAAUAGCUACAAUGCGCCGUUGGUGGUCGGUUAGUUCUGUAGGGUUUUCAAUAACUUUUAGACAACGCCAAAAAAAAUCUGUUCCAUUUAUUUUUUGCGUUUUCACUAUGAAGACGCAAAAGAAAAGGAACGGAACAGUGACCAUUAACGGCGCAUUGUGGCUAGGCAGGACAGAGCAGUCCCACCAGUAAAUUACAACAAACUAUUUUAAAUGCCUGGUGUACUAAUAAUAAUCUUCACCUCUUUACAGGCAAAAGAUGCUUUGGAGAAUGGUGAGGUGCCUGUUGGAUGUCUCAUGGUCUACAACAAUGAAAUCCUUGGCAAGGGGAGAAAUGAAGUGAAUGAAACAAAAAAUGUGAGUAACUUAAUCAUUUCAGCUGGGCUAUCAUAGGCAAACACAUCUCAAUGGUUAUUUGCUGUGGUUAUUGCCUUGCAAGUGUCCAAACAAAGGCAUUUACCAAAGCCAUACCGGUACCCUAAUCUAGUGGUUCUCAAACCUCUCCUCUUGGAUCCCCAGACGUUUCACAAUUCUGUUGUAGCCCUUUACUAGCUCACCUGAUUUACCUAGUCAUGGGCUUGAGGAUUAGUUGAUAAGUUGAAUCAGGUGUGCUAGCUCUGGAAUAGCUCAAACACAUGGAAGGGCUGGGGAUCCCAGAGAAGAGGGUUGAGAACCACUGGAAUUGUUCUCUUUCUCCUAUCAUUCGAACACCAUGCCUGUUAAUGUGUAUCUGACUCUGUGUGUUCCAGGCCACUCGCCAUGCUGAGAUGGUGGCUCUGGACCAGGUGCUGGAGUGGUGUCGUCAUAGAGACCUGGACCCCAGGACAGUGUGUGAGAGGACUGUGCUCUACGUGACUGUGGAGCCAUGCAUCAUGUGCGCAGGAGCUCUUCGCCUGACCAGUAUCCUUAUGACCUCAUCAACCAGUCUCUACUUGGGUUUACCCAGUUUACUGUAGCAUUUGUGUAGGUUCAUUGUGAGGGUUUACCUCAAAUGACUCUGUAUAGGAUGUCCAAUCAAAAAUUCAUCUUUUGACCAAUGGGUAAAAUAAUGUUGUGUAGAUAAUCCUCCAAGAAAACCAAUGGUCCAAACCUCAUGUCUCUUAUCAUAAUCCGUUCAAAAGUUAUUGGAGUUUUUACCUUUGUAGGAUGGCCAGAAUUAGGGUGACUAAACCGAUGAAGGCCAGAGGAAAAAAAGUGGUAAAAAAUCAGGAAGAACAGCUAGGCUGGAUUCUGUGCAAGAAUGAAGGUUACUGGCUACCUGACAGGCUCACUUUCCCGUUGAAAUCACCAUCUUUCUUCUCGAAUCCGCAUGACAUUAAACGAUAGAGAUAAGAUGGUUAUCGAUUUUGAGACAUGACAUGUAGUAUGGGAAUUGUGGGUGGACACCCUACUCUGUAGGACUUGUCUGAGAGCGAGUUCAUUUUGCCUGAUGCCCCGGGUGGGUGGAGAUUUCACUUUAGGACCAAUGGAAUGGUCUAAAAUGUGUCAACUCCGCGGCACCCGGCAAAGCAAAACGAACUCGCCCUGUGUUUCAAACCUUAUCUGUUUUACCUUAACAGUGCAACAGACAUUCCUCUGGUGGUGUAUGGGUGCAAUAAUGACAGGUUUGGUGGCUGUGGAUCUGUUCUAGACAUCCCCUCUGCUGAUCUACCUCACACUGGCUCAUCAUUUAAGGUACAAUAUGUCAUCCAGUGUUCACAGCAUUCUUUUUACACCCAAUCUCUCUUUGUGCUUUUGUUGGAAAGAGACUGAUUAUCCCGUGUUGAAAUGCAUCCGCAUCUGAGCCUAGCCUAGAGUUGAAUAGGAUCAUUCAUUUACUUCAGGAGGGCGUUGAUUAAACAGUUGCUCCUUCAUUUUCAGUGUAUCUCUGGCUUCAGAGGAGAGGAAGCAGUGGAGAUGCUGAAGACCUUUUAUAAACAGGAGAACCCUAAUGGUAAGAACUGCUACUUUAGGAUUUAUCUUAUCCUGUAACCAGCAUUAUAAGUAUCUAAGUAUUUUUAUGUACAUUAUAGUUGCAAAACUGUGAAAUACAGAUUUUUCUAUUUCAGCUCCCAAGCCGAAGACGAGGAAGGAGUGAGAUUAUGUUGGUGUCCAGCAGGGGGCUCUAGACUUUAAGAAAUGUGGUGAGGGGCAGAGGAGAAUGAUGGAAAGGGAGUUGCUAACAAAGCUUUUUCUUAAACAGACUUGGAUUUGUCUGUCUGACAAAUGUUUUUUUUUUUUUUUGUGUGUUCUCACUUAUUCGCUCAGACUUUUGCGUCAGCACUCAUUUUUAUUUUCAUAUUAUUGACAGUAUAUGAGACCCUUAUAGUAUAGUUUGCCUGGACACUAUCCAGGGCCUGUAAAGUGGCUUGAUUGCGUCGCUCUGUCGGCUCUGUGGCUUUCCUGUGUGGCUGGCUGGCUGUGUGAGGAGCUUCUGCUGACUUUAUUAUGGUUAUUAGUGUACAGUACCAAGUGCAGUCGUGGUCAAAAGUUUUGAGAGUGACACAAAUACUAAUUUUCACAAAGUCUGCUGCCUCAGUUUUGAUGAUGGCAGUUUGCAUAUACUCCAGAAUGUCAUGAAGAGUGAUCAGAUGAAUUGCAAUUAAUUGCAAAGUCCCCCUUUGCCAUGAAAAUGAACUUAAUCCACAAAAAACUUUUCCACUGCAUUUCAGCCCUGCCACAAAAGGACCAGCUGACAUCAUGUCAGUGAUUCUCUCGUUAACACAGGUGAGAGUGUUGACGAGGACAAGGCUGGAGAUCACUCUGUCAUGCUGAUUGAGUUAGAAUAACAGACUGGAAGCUUUAAAAGGAGGGUGGUGCUUGAAAUCAUUGUUCUUCCUCUGUUAACAUUUUACAUUUUAGUCAUUUAGCAGACGCUCUUAUCCAGAGCGACUUACAGUUGGUGAAUGCAUACAUUUUUCAUAACCAUGGUUACCUGCAAGGAAACACGUGCCGUCAUCAUUGCUUUGCACAAAAAGGGCUUCACAGGCAAGGAUAUUGCUGCUAGUAAGAUUGCACCUAAAUCAACCAUUUAUCGGAUAAUCAAGAACUUCAAGGAGAGAGGUUCAAUUGUUGUGAAGAAGGCGUCAGGGUGCCCAAGAAAGUCCAGCAAGUGCCAGGACCGUCUCCUAAAGUUGAUUCAGCUGCGGGAUCGGGGCACCACCAGUGCAGAGCUUGCUCAGGAAUGGCAGCAGGCAGGUGUGAGUGCAUCUGCACGCACAGUGAGGCGAAGACUUUUGGAGGUUGGCCUGGUGUCAAGAAGGGCAGCAAAGAAGCCACUUCUCUCCAGGAAAAACAUCAGGGACAGACUGAUAUUCUGCAAAAGGUACAGGGAUUGGACUGCUGAGGACUGGGGUAAAGUCAUUUGCCCAGAAGUUAAUUGACAGCAUGCCAGGGCGGAUUGCAGAGGUCUUGAAAAAGAAGGGUCAACACUGCAAAUAUUGACUCUUUGCAUAAACUUAAUGUAAUUGUCAAUAAAAGACUUUGACACUUAUGGAAUGCUUGUAAUUAUACUUCAGUAUACCAUAGUAACAUCUGACAAAAAUAUUUCAUAACACUGAAGCCGCAAACCUUGUGAAGACCAAUACUUGUGUCAUUCUCAAAACUUUUGACCACGACUGUAGACAGAAACUGGCUGGACUGCAUUAUUGUCUGGGUUCUCCUCCUCUCCAUGUUCUCAUCUAAUCCAGAUGUGAUCUCACUCCAAGCACCAUGGGUCUGGGAUGAGCUUAAGGCAGGUGCCGGAGCACCCUCAGCAACGUCUAAAGGAGCGCUCUCUCUCUGGUGUCUCAGUCAUCAACUGCCGUCAUGGAUCUGAAAUCAGUGUUGCCCCCUGAGGCCAUUUCCCACUCCAAUGUAUCAUGUCUGUGAUCGUUUCUGGGUUUGUCUUGGAUUGUUAAGUGCUGGUGUCGUCAUGUACAAUAUGGUGGUGGCGUUCUCUACUUCUUUGAAAAUGUUGUUACUAAGUGCCAUGGCUGUUUUGUGAUUUAUUUAUUUCUGCUGAAUAACAAAUACGUAUUCACACAGUUACUCUCAGCGGGAGAAGGAACACUGAAUAGUGAAACAGACUGGGAGCGCCCAUGCAGACAGUCCUGUCCUGUCUCUCCCACUGAACGACUAGGCCAGACAUCACUGCAGAGGGACCAUAUUCCAAUGAGAGGGACCCACUUAUUUCAGAUCAGAAAGAAGACCAGUUCCAUUCCAUCCAUUCCAUCCACUCCCACUGUUUCUUUAAUAUUAGUCUCUGUAACCACCAACACUCACACGAGGACUGCAGUUUGGUGUGUGACAAACGGCAUGUGUUUGUAGGACAGACCACAUCUGUGUGGGAUCAGAGUCAGUCUGAAACUCCUCCCCAUCCCAUCACUUGCAGUAGGCAGGCUGCAUCCCUCAGCCUUAAACCCUUAGUGGUCCCUUCCCUGGACAGGAUCAGGAACAGAGGAACGAACAGCUCAGUCCAGGCAGCAUCAGACAGUACAGGUUGUACCAGCUCCUAAUGAAUGCUCCACACUCUGACCUACUUUAACUUUCACUAUUGUUUUUUAC